Aspergillus sclerotioniger CBS 115572 is the source of this 1849-nucleotide messenger RNA. Its product is annotated as NADH-quinone oxidoreductase subunit NuoF. The transcript is spliced from 3 exons. Lineage: Eukaryota; Fungi; Ascomycota; Eurotiomycetes; Eurotiales; Aspergillaceae. Gene Ontology annotation, molecular function: NADH dehydrogenase (ubiquinone) activity; NAD binding; FMN binding. The record is from RefSeq and is a predicted model, not a curated record. Bases 90 to 1583 code for a protein of 497 amino acids.
CUCCACGGCUUGUUGUCCAUCACCGAUCUCCAACCCUUCCUCUCGCCCCCCCUCCCCUCUCUCCCCAAGCCAUUGGGCCAGUGUUCAACAUGAUAUCCCGAGCGGCGGCUCCCUCGUCGUCCCCCCUCGCCACCCUCUCCUCCCGCUCUCUCCGUGCCCAGGCUCCGGCUGCCCGUACCUUCGCGACGGUCCAGGACAACGCCCCCCCCGUCCGGCAUCAUGGCGGUCUGAAGGACCAGGAUCGCAUCUUCACCAACCUUUACGGACACCAUGGCGCCGACCUCAAGUCGGCCAUGAAGUAUGGAGACUGGUACAAGACUAAGGAUAUCGUCCUCAAGGGCCAUGACUGGCUCAUCUCCGAGCUCAAGGCCUCUGGUCUUCGUGGUCGUGGUGGUGCCGGUUUCCCCUCCGGAUUGAAAUACUCCUUCAUGAACUUCAAGGACUGGGACAAGGACCCCAGACCCCGUUACCUGGUCGUCAACGCCGAUGAGGGUGAGCCCGGAACCUGCAAGGACCGUGAGAUCAUGCGCAAAGACCCCCAGAAGCUCAUCGAAGGUUGUCUCGUCGUCGGUCGUGCCAUGAACGCCAACGCCGCCUACAUUUAUAUCCGUGGUGAAUUCUACCACGAAGCCACCGUCCUCCAGCGUGCUAUCAACGAGGCCUACGAGGCCGGUCUGAUCGGCAAGAACGCCUGCGGUACCGGCUACGACUUCGACGUCUACAUCCACCGCGGUAUGGGCGCCUACGUCUGCGGUGAGGAGACCUCCCUCAUCGAGUCCAUCGAAGGCAAGGCUGGCAAGCCCCGUCUUAAGCCCCCGUUCCCCGCUGCCGUCGGUCUUUUCGGCUGCCCUAGUACCGUCACCAACGUCGAGACCGUCGCUGUCACCCCCACCAUCAUGCGUCGUGGCGCCAGCUGGUUCUCCUCCUUCGGUCGUGAGCGCAACGCUGGUACCAAGCUCUUCUGUAUCUCCGGUCACGUCAACAACCCCUGCACUGUCGAGGAGGAGAUGUCCAUCUCCCUGCGCGAGCUGAUUGACCGUCACUGUGGUGGUGUCCGUGGUGGCUGGGACAACCUCCUCGCCGUCAUCCCCGGUGGAUCCUCGACCCCCGUCCUCCCCAAGAACAUCUGUGACGACCAGCUCAUGGACUUCGACGCCCUGAAGGACUCCCAGAGUGGUCUCGGUACCGCCGCCGUCAUUGUCAUGGACAAGUCGACCGACAUUGUCCGCGCCAUCUCCCGUCUCUCGACUUUCUACAAGCACGAGAGUUGCGGUCAGUGCACUCCCUGCCGUGAGGGCAGCAAGUGGACCAUGCAGAUGAUGCAGCGCAUGGAGAAGGGUCAGGCCCGCGAGCGUGAGAUCGACAUGCUCCAGGAGCUGACCAAGCAGGUCGAGGGUCACACGAUUUGCGCUCUGGGUGAGGCCUUCGCCUGGCCCAUUCAGGGUCUGAUCCGUCACUUCCGUCCCGAACUGGAGGCCCGUAUCCGGGAGUACUCGAAGGAGGUUGGUGGUAACGGACCCUACGCUGGUGGUUGGAACCCGGAGGCCCGGGCUGAGGGCAAGCUGAUCUCUCCUGGCAUGUAAUUUACCUACUUUAUAUGUCGACUUCCACUCGGGGAUCGAUCUCGCCUGCCUUCCCGCUUAGAUGAAACCCCCAUAUAGCAACGGCGUGGCGCGAGAUGAGGGGAAGGUUAAAAAAAGAAUCAUCUGCCAAUUUUUCUUUUUUUUUUCAUUGAUGCCUAGAGGGAGUGGUUUUUCUUUACCCCAUAUUUCUUUAUAUCUUACGUGUCGUGUUAGGUUCGAUCAUGUACAGUCCUGGUAGCAAUUCACUUUUUCUUUGUUUGGUCGAG